AUGGGUCACGCCGCAGGUCUCAGGGCUGGCACUCGCUAUGCCUUCUCUCGCGACUUCAAGAAGAAGGGUAUGAUCGCCCUGGGCACAUACCUCAAGCAGUACCGCGUCGGAGAUAUCGUCGAUGUUGUCGCCAACGGUGCUGUGCAGAAGGGCAUGCCAUACAAGGUCUACCACGGCAAGACCGGUGUUGUCUACAAUGUCACCAAGUCCGCAGUCGGCGUCAUCCUCUACCGACAGGUCGGCAACCGCUACAUCGAGAAGCGCAUCAACGUCCGCGUCGAGCACGUCCGCCACUCGCGCUCGCGUGAGGAGUUCAUCGUCCGUGUGAAGGACAACGCUGCCAAGAAGCGCAAGGCGAAGGAGACUGGCGAGCACCUGCACCUCAAGAGACAGCCAGUCAAGCCAAGAGAGGCGCGGACUGUCAGCGCCAAGGACAACAAGCCAGAGAGCGUUACGCCGAUAGCAUACGAGACGACGAUCUAA
Messenger RNA from Zasmidium cellare ATCC 36951, 483 nucleotides. RefSeq lists its product as uncharacterized. Gene Ontology annotation, cellular component: cytosolic large ribosomal subunit; ribosome. Gene Ontology annotation, molecular function: structural constituent of ribosome. The record is from RefSeq and is a predicted model, not a curated record. The transcript is spliced from 3 exons. Gene Ontology annotation, biological process: translation. Bases 1 to 483 code for a protein of 160 amino acids. NCBI's taxonomy places the organism in Eukaryota, Fungi, Ascomycota, Dothideomycetes, Mycosphaerellales, Mycosphaerellaceae.